Phaethon lepturus (White-tailed tropicbird) is the source of this 2613-nucleotide messenger RNA. It is a transcript of the gene FAN1, whose product is annotated as FANCD2/FANCI-associated nuclease 1. Gene Ontology annotation, cellular component: nucleus. The transcript has 9 exons. The record is from RefSeq and is a predicted model, not a curated record. The annotation marks the transcript as partial. Lineage: Eukaryota; Metazoa; Chordata; Aves; Phaethontiformes; Phaethontidae. Gene Ontology annotation, molecular function: 5'-3' exonuclease activity; 5'-flap endonuclease activity; flap-structured DNA binding. Gene Ontology annotation, biological process: interstrand cross-link repair.
AUGGCAGAAGCUGGGUCUUCAGAAAUUAAGAGAUCCCGAAUAAGUUUGUCACUCAGUAAAAAUAAGGAAAAAAAAGGAACAACAAAAAAGCUGGAACAUAAAGGAACACCAUCUAUACCUUCAGCAUCCUCCUCUCUUAUUUCCUUUUUUAACAAUGUUCCCCCUGCCAAAAUUACCUGUCCCGUGUGUGGGCAAAUGGUGCCACGAUUCAGAAUCAAUGAGCACAUGGAUGAAGCAUGUCAGAGAAACCAUGGUGAGAUUGGCGUUAUUGAUUCAACACUCAACUCUCUUAGGAACGAGAGUCCUGCAGCUGCAAAUGUGAACAAUAAUUCCAGCUCAUAUUUUUCAAAAAACCUCUUAAAUCUAGAAGCUAGUCCUUCCAAAAGCAGUUUAUUGAAAAUGGAAGGGAGUGCAGCACAACAAAUUAGUCCUUAUUUUAGCAAUAAAAGUUCAGUCCAUAGUGUUAACAAUGAACCACAGGCUCAAACAGUUAAAAUAAUCUCUUUGGGAAGCUUGUCAUCUAAACUGUCCAGAAGAUGUAUCCAGGGAGGAAAACAGAUCAUGUAUAAAGAGAUUGACUCUUCGCCUCCAGCUGUUCACAAUAUGGGCGAAAGUGCUGCAGCAUGGGAUGGUGAUGAUGAUAAGAUUUUUGCUAGGCAUGGUUCUCAGAAAGAAAAUCAUCUUGCUCAGAGAGAGUGCCAGGAACAAAAUUUUUCGAAGGAGAAACCUGAAUUUCAAGAAGAAAUAAACAAGUGCAAUGGAGAAAACCUUGUGGAUAUUGUUCGAGUAUCAUUACCAGCUGAUUACAUUAAUGGCAGAAGGUUACCAAUUGGUUCAAGGAGCACCAAAACAGAAAGUAGGUCUGAAAGUGUGAUACUUAGUCCUGAUAAAUUUGAAACACAUCUAGCCAUUUAUACUUCAGCAGAACUGGCCAGUAGUUUGGAAGUCAAGAUUCAGCCUCACACUCAGAUUGUUCCUUCCUCCAAGUCAGAAGUGAAUUGUGGUACACAAAAUGGCUUAAGCAAGGGUGAUGUACAGGUACUUCCUGUGGAAGUUCAAGAAGACUUUAAACAUGAGAUUAAUCAUACUUCGUCAGAAACUGUGGAAAAGGUAGAAUUUCAAAAUUCCUUUGGGGAUAUUUUAGACAAAAUAAAUGAGGUUAGUUCUGUGCCCGGCUCUCCUGGUCACCCAUAUUACCUCCAGAAUUUUUUAGUGGUGCUACGAGCAGUCUUGGAGAACGAAGAUGAUGUCAGACUUUUUGAUGAGCAAGACAUGAGCAUUAUAACGAAGUUCUGCAAAUUAUCAGUUGGUGGGCAGAAGUUAUAUGUCAGACUUUUUCAACGCAAGCUGAACUGGUUAAAGGUGAACAAAAUAGAGUAUGGAGAGAUAAGUAUGGAUUUGUCACCAAUAAUUGAAGAACUGGCUGAAGCCAGAUUUCUGCAAACAGAAUCUGAACUGGAAGACCUGUGUGAAGGGUUGGAUUUGCUUUCAGCCCCUGAGCUAAAAACACUAGCAAAGAUCUUUCACUUGCCAAACCCAAAUGGUCAGAAACAGCAACUUGUGGAUGAUUUUCUGAGGUUGGCAAAACAACGUUCAGUCUUCGGCAGAAGUCAGGCUGGUAUUGGGACAGUGAUUUUAAAAAGGGUGAAGGACUUGGCUGGAAAAUCUGUGAGGGUCUGUAAAGGCCCUCGGGCUGUCUUUUCUCGAAUUCUGCUGCUAUUUUCACUGUCUGAGUCGAUGGAGGAUGAAGAAGCCGGUAGUGCUGGCCAAGGCCAGCUCUCCACAGUCCUUAUGGUAAACAUGGGGCGUAUGGUAUUCCCCAGUUACACUGUAAAUAGGAAAACACAGGUCUUCCAGGACAGAGAAGAUCUUAUCAGGUAUGCAACUGCUGCUCAUCUAUCAAAUGAUAUAGCCACUGCAAUGGUAAAUGGGAACUGGGAAGAAGCUAAUCAUCUAUAUAUGUGUGCUAAAGAAACCUGGAAUGAACUGAAAAAUCACCCUUCUUUGAGCUAUCACAGAGUUUUACCUGAGUUUCUGCGGCAUUUCACAGUUGGCUGGGUGUAUACAAGAAUCCUUUCUCAAGGUGUUGAAAUUUUGCAGAGACUUCACAUGUAUGAGGAAGCGGUGCAGGAGCUGCAGACUCUUCUGGCUCAGGAUGUGUAUUGUACUGACAGCAGAGGGCGAUGGUGGGAUCGCCUGGCUCUGAAUUUACAUCAGCACUUGAAAAACACUAAGAAGGCCAUUGACUGCAUUAGAAAUGGGCUGGCAGACCCGUUUGUACGUACUGGGCAUCGUCUCUCUCUCUAUCAACGGGCCCUACGAAUCAGAGACUCUCCAAGCUGCAAGCAGUUCAGAUGCCUGUUUCAUGAUCUGCCAGUCGUAACUGUGGAGGAUGUGGCACAUGUUACGAUCAAAGGAAAGAUGUGUCCUCAGAUGGGAAUGGGAAAAUCUGUAUUUCUAAUGGAGGAUAUUGGUGAUGAAGAAGGAGGUGAAGACUGCAGUGUAUCCACAGUCAUGUGCUCAGUUGAGGAGCUGGCAUUAACUCAUUACAGACAAAAUGGUUUUGAUCAGGGUAACAGUAACUUUUUUUUUUACAGUAAAGUAACUGUGGGA